AGAGAACUGGACAGGAUUGCAGAUUCUUAAGGAUGUCGACAUGGAAUUGUACACAGGACUCCAGAGACUGACAAUAAUAAACUGCAGUUUACGGACAAUCCAGGCACGUGCAUUUACGCAGAACCCUCACCUGCGCUACAUAAACCUGUCCAAGAACCCUCUGACGACACUCUCUUGGCAGCUUUUUCAGCACCUUCAGCUGGUCGAACUGAGGCUGGAGGGGGUCGUCUUUGACUGCGGCUGUGAGAUCCGAUGGAUUCAGCUCUGGCAGCUGCAAGGUGAGGCCGGCCUGCACACCCAGCACCUCUACUGCAAGAACGGCGCAAGCAAGAUUCGUCUGAGAUCAAUGAGCAUUGCCCAGUGUGACCUGCCAGAUAUCAGCGUUGCUCACAGUAACCUGACUGUGCUGGAGGGUGGUAACGUGAUGCUCAGCUGUAACGGCUCUGGGUUUCCGGUACCUGAGGUGGACUGGACUGUGAACGGCCUUCACUCCAUCAACACGCACCAGUCAAAUGUCUACUGGCCCAACAUCCACUCCAUCAACCUGACGCUGGUCAACGUGAGCAGAGACGACAAUGGGUUUGUUCUGACCUGCAUCUCUGAGAAUGUGGUCGGGAUGACCAACGUGUCUCUUCAGCUGGCUGUGCUAUUUCCGCCAGUAAUCCUGAAGCUGGACGAGCCGGAGCGGCGGCAUCACACCUGCAUUGAGUUCACUGUGAGGGGCUUUCCCCAUCCCACACUGCGCUGGUUCCACAAGGGCCGCGCGAUCCUGCAGAGCGAGUAUAUCCGCAUAGAGAUGGAGUACUACCAAGAUUACUUGGAAGGCUGCUUGACUUUUCAGAACCCAACACAUUACGACAAUGGAAACUACACCCUAGUAGCCUCUAACUCUCUCGGGUCAGUCACCAAAACCGUAUAUGGCUAUUUCCUUGAGCCACCGUUCAUUGAGGAUGAUGGAAUAAUUGAGUACACUCCAACACCUGAAGAUGAGGCGAAGAGUCCUGAAGAAGAUUCAUUCAGAAUGUCGAUUGCUGUUGGUCUGGCUGGCUUUGGCUGCGUCUUCCUCAUUGUGAUUUUCGUCCUCAUCAACAAAUACAGCAGACGCAACAAAUUUGGGAUAAAAGGCCCAGUGGCAGUCAUCAGCGGUGAGGAAGACUCUGCAAGCCCUCUUCAUCAUGUCAACCAUGGUAUUGUCACACCCUGCUCUCUCGAUGCGGGACCUGAUGCCGUCGUAAUCGGCAUGAGUCGCAUUCCUGUCAUCGAGAACCCGCAGUACUUUCGACAUGGACACAACUGCAACAAGCCGACCACUUAUGUGCAGCAUAUUAAACAGAGGGACAUUGUUCUGAAGAGAGAGCUGGGCGAGGGAGCUUUCGGGAAGGUGUUUCUGGCCGAAUGUUACAACCUCAGCCCCACCAAAGAUAAGAUGCUGGUGGCUGUGAAGACUCUCAAAGAUCCCACCCUGACUGCCAGAAAAGACUUUCAACGGGAGGCCGAGCUCCUCACCAACCUCCAGCACGAGCACAUUGUGAAGUUCUAUGGUGUGUGUGUGGACGGCGACCCUCUCAUCAUGGUGUUUGAGUACAUGAAGCAUGGAGACCUCAAUAAGUUUCUGAGAGCCCAUGGUCCAGACGCCAUGAUCCUCGUGGAUGGCCAACCGAUGCAGUCUAACGGGGAACUUGGUCUCUCACAGAUGCUUCAUAUCGCUACACAGAUAGCAGCAGGCAUGGUCUACCUGUCCUCCCAGCAUUUUGUGCACCGUGACCUGGCCACCCGCAACUGCCUCGUGGGUAACGGCCUGCUCGUGAAAAUUGGGGACUUCGGGAUGUCCAGAGACAUCUACAGCUCAGAUUACUAUCGAGUGGGAGGUCACACCAUGCUGCCCAUACGCUGGAUGCCUCCGGAGAGCAUCAUGUACAGGAAGUUCUCCACCGAGAGCGAUGUAUGGAGCUUCGGAGUCAUUAUGUGGGAGAUCUUCACCUAUGGGAAACAGCCAUGGUUUCAGUUAUCCAAUAAUGAGGUCAUUGAAUGCAUUACCCAAGGUCGGGUUCUAGACAGGCCUCGCCUGUGUCCUAAGGAAGUGUACGACCUCAUGUUAGGCUGCUGGCAAAGAGAGCCGCAACAAAGACUGAACAUCAAAGACAUUCAGAAAGUCCUUUAUGCUCUGGGAAAAGCCACGCCUGUCUACUUGGACAUCCUCGGCUGAGACUGGUGCGACGUCUCAUCAGAACCCAACACAAUCCAGGAAUAACCAAACAAGCCCUUUUCCCCGCGUCGGCGCUCCACUGUAAAACCACCAACACGAUGGAGAUGGACUUUAAGUGCCUGCAACACU
This is a messenger RNA of Sinocyclocheilus anshuiensis, 2335 nucleotides long. RefSeq names its product NT-3 growth factor receptor-like. Gene Ontology annotation, biological process: positive regulation of neuron projection development; multicellular organism development; protein phosphorylation. Gene Ontology annotation, cellular component: plasma membrane; signaling receptor complex; axon. Gene Ontology annotation, molecular function: ATP binding; neurotrophin receptor activity; transmembrane receptor protein tyrosine kinase activity. The coding region runs from base 41 to 2206 and encodes 721 amino acids. The transcript has 16 exons. Lineage: Eukaryota; Metazoa; Chordata; Actinopteri; Cypriniformes; Cyprinidae. The record is from RefSeq and is a predicted model, not a curated record.